Molecule: messenger RNA, 540 nt
Organism: Eremothecium cymbalariae DBVPG#7215
Lineage: Eukaryota; Fungi; Ascomycota; Saccharomycetes; Saccharomycetales; Saccharomycetaceae
Gene: IRC25
Product: Irc25p
Exons: 1
Coding region: 1-540 (179 amino acids)
Source: RefSeq, a predicted model, not a curated record
AUGUUUUAUAAGGAAUUGCAUAAGGGUAUCACCAAGGAUCUGUUUUCAGGGCCAGAAGAUGGGGCUAAUGAGGUGACUAUUUGCGCAGUGCAUUUUUCGAACGCAAUACAAUUGUCAAUUAGACUUAAUGGUGAAGUAGAUGCUAGUUAUGAGGUGAAGCCGAAGGGUAUUUCCAGAAGUGUUGGGGAUGUUGGGCCGUUGACGUUGGAAAUGUUGGAGGGCGAGGACGGUGAUGAUGAUGAAAGUGUGUACGUAGAUGAUCACAUGUCGAGAUACCAUAUCACAACCAAAAUGGGAGCUGCUGACGAUCAAAAGUUGCCUGUGGUUUGCAUGCAAAUCGCUGAGUUGUACAGAAGGGUUAUAGUUCCUGCAAAUUUAGAUGGGAGAGCAGAGGAUGCACCUAACCAUCAUAUGUUGAUAACCUUGUCUACCAAAUUCUGGAGAAGAGGUGGCACUGCCAAUCAUGCGAAGGGUAAUGACUUUGAGAUACUGGUCUUUUUGUUGCAGUCUAUAAAAGAAGCUUAUGGAUUGGGAAGCUGA